UGCAGCCUGUUGGCUCUGAUGCUCUUGUACUUUGCAUACCAUUUCCACUCGUUAUACUUUAUAUGGGAAGACGCUGGUGUAAGGUGUAGUUGCAACGAGUUGUCGAGUAACAGCCCCGCAGUUACAAGUAACUUUAAUCUCAGCUGGAGAUCCGAAGAACUUUCUCCGCGUGGUAUUAGAUUAGCAUAAGUCUUGUGCCUGGUGAUAGUGAUGUGAGGAGAUCCAUCCAGGAUGACUUUGCUGGCAGGUGACAGUUCGGACUAUGAUUACAGCGCCCUUAGCUGUGCUUCCGACUCCUCUUUUAAUCAAGCAGUCUACAAUGAAACACAAACUUUGAAAGGUGUUUUUUAUAAUAGAGCUCACCUCAUUUCUCCUCAAGAAGACUUGUUUGGCAGUGCACUCCCAGGGGAUCGCAAACAUCAUGUUGUAAUAAAUGUUGGGGGAAUAAAAUACUUAUUACCAUGGACCACACUGGAUGACUUUCCUUUAACACGCCUAGGACAACUUCGAUUUUGUCAUACCUUUGAUGAAAUAAUGAAAAUUUGUGAUGAUUAUGAUGUGACAUCCAAUGAAUAUUUCUUCGAUCGAAAUCCAGGUGCCUUUAAAACAAUACUGACUUUCUUAAGAGCUGGGAAGUUGAGACUUUUGAGGGAAAUGUGUGCCCUUUCCUUCCAAGAAGAGUUGCUAUAUUGGGGCAUCGAAGACGACAACCUGGAGUGGUGCUGCCGUCGCCGAUACCUGCAAAAAAUUGAGGAAUUUGCAGAAAUGAAUGCUAUUGAGGAAGAUCUAGUAGAAGGUGAAAAGUUGGUUGAUUUGGUAGAGUCAUCGAAAUGUAAUCAAUUCAUGACAAAGCUCAGGGACAUGGUGGAAAACCCCCAGUCAGGGCUUCCAGGAAAAAUCUUUGCCUGUCUCUCUGUUAUAUUUGUGACGAUUACUGUAGUUAAUCUAUCCAUCAGUACCAUGCCUGACCUCAGAGCAGAAGAGGAUAAAGGUAUAUGCUCCCAGAAGUGUUACAACAUUUUCAUCGUGGAGACUGUAUGUGUAGGUUGGUUUUCUCUAGAGUUUGUGUUACGUUUCAUUCAGGCCCGCAGCAAAUUUGUUUUCCUAAGGACUCCUCUGAAUAUCAUUGACAUUGUAGCUAUCUUACCCUAUUACAUUACGCUUCUGGUGGACACCACUUCGAUGGAGAAUGGAAAACCUGGAGGAGGAGGCAGUUACCUUGACAAGGUGGGGCUGGUUUUGCGAGUCCUCCGUGCCUUAAGAAUUUUGUACGUCAUGCGCCUUGCCAGGCACUCCUUGGGACUACAGACUCUGGGACUAACAGCUCGCAGAUGCACUCGUGAAUUUGGUCUGCUCCUUUUAUUCUUGUGUGUGGCCAUUGCGCUUUUUGCUCCAUUGCUGUACCUUAUUGAAAAUGAAAUGGCUCGCUCUCAGGAGUUCACAAGUAUACCGGCAUGUUACUGGUGGGCAGUAAUCACCAUGACAACUGUGGGCUAUGGAGACAUGGUGCCACGAAGUAUCCCAGGUCAAGUGGUGGCUCUAAGCAGCAUUUUAAGUGGCAUUCUUCUCAUGGCCUUCCCUGUAACCUCCAUAUUUCACACUUUCUCUCGCUCAUAUGUAGAGUUAAAGCAAGAACAGCAAAGAGAUCAAAGGAGAUUACACAUCAUGGUUAAAUCUAAACCACAAGUGAAUAACAUAUGAUGAUGAACUGAAAGUAUAUUUCUUAAGUCACUCUUGAGAUCCCAGAUAAGUUAUUGUUUAGAGUUGAGCAGCAGAUAUUAGAGACAAUCUUCAUUUCUAAAACAUUGCGUAAUUGUGUUUUUCAUAGAAAAAGCAGUUUGACAGAGAAGUAGCUUUCAGACUGUGAUUAUUUUUUUGAAAAUCUGGAUACUACAAAUAUUUAAAUGUGCAUUAUAACUAUACAUUAUUGUACCCAAUAGAGGCUAGUUGGAGUUAUCAGCAACAUAAUGUGGUAUAUGGUCAACUGAAAUCUUGAAUUUCAGUAAAUUUUGAGUGAAAGUGAUAGUUAUUUUUUUUACAGCACAAGACGUUACACUGAGCCAACUCAAGGUUUAUUAUGGUUAGCUAUACAGUCGAUAAUAAAAAAAAACUACUGGAAACACUCAGCAGGUCAGGCAGCAUCAGAUGAAAGAAAGAGUUUCAGGCGUGCAAGGAAAGAAAGAAAGUUAUAAUUUGCAGAGUUGGUAAGAGAGAUUGACAUGACAAAGACAAUAUCAAGGAGAGUUUGUCAUGAGAAUGAAUUGUUGAAGUCAUCUGAUCAAUUGGGUUAAUUUGGUCAUAUAGAGAAAUAAACAUAGAACAAAAGCUAUGAAAUGGGGGGGAUGGUAGGAUAUGAGAGCCCAGACAAAGGAUGUUCAAAGUGAAAUACUAAAUCUGUUUCUUGUUCUGUUGAUGCUGCUGUACUUCCUGAGCUUUUCCAGCACUUCAUUUCUCUUUCAGAGUUACAGCACUAGCAGUUUUUUUAAUAAUAGAGUAAGUGUAAUAUUCUUAAACAAGUCACAUGAAAUCCCAUCAAAAUAAACAAGCAACCAUCUACAACUAUCCUACAUAAAUAUGCUAUCUAUAAGAACUGUUUUCCAUUUGACCUCCCAUUAGAAGAUUUCUUUUAAACUUUAAAAAUCUUUAUCUUCCUAAGCACGUUUUCUGUCAUGUAACUGGUAAAAGUUAUUACAUAAUUAUUAUAUUUAAUUUAUUAUAUAAUAAAUUAAAAUGAAACUCAAAUAUUAACAGAAAAUGCCAGAAAUACUUGAGUUAAUAUUUUAGAUUGAUUACCCUUCAAUAAAACAAGAAAAGGUUAGAAAUGAAAUAUGUUUUAAUUUUUAGUGUAGAGGAGGGGUUGGGAGUAUUAAGUGAACCUCUGUGAUCAGUUUGAACAUAAGAAAUUGGUUGUGGUCCUGUUAGAGCUAUGAAGGCAAAGCUGAAUGGGGAGAGGUACAGCAAAAUGAAGUAAAAGAACUGAGGAGAGAGGAAGCAAAGACAGUGCUGGGAUUGUGAGAAACAAAAUACAGCAAUGACUGGAAAUCUGAAAUUUAAUAAAAAUGUUUGAAGUAUGCAGCAGGUUAGGAGAAAGAAGCCCCACUUUAUUAAUACAGGCUAACAGCUUUUUGUUCCGACACAAUUUGGAAAGGUUCAUUAUAUACAGUUCUGUGGAAAAGUCUUAGGUAUAUAUAUUAGCUAGGCUCUCUCAAACUUUUGUAUGGUAUUAUAUAGUGGUUAAAAUAAAGAGGAGGUUGGGAAACAAAUGAGAAUUCUUAACUUUGUAUUAGCUUAGCAGUAUUAAAUGUUAUUUGGUAAGUAGAGAGACAUAAUAUACAGUACUGUUCAAAAGUCUUUGGCAUUCUAGCUAUAUACAGUAUAUAUGUCUGAGUCUUUUGCAUAGUUCUGAAAAAGUCUUGAAUUCAGUGUUCAAUCAUGAGAGCUGUAAAUGUGCCUAGGCAGAGAAUCAGAUCUUAUUCCUUGAACCUGCACUGGGCUUUCAUGGACCGGCAUGAGAAAUCAAAGCCAGAGAACAGAGUGGCAAGUAGCUGGAAGCCUAGAGUCACCCUUGCAGACUAAAUACUGGUAUUCUGAGAAGUGGUCACUAAAUUUGUCAUUGUUCUCUCCAGUGUGAAGCAAAUGUGAUAUACUAAAUUGUAAGAAAUUCUAGUGACUCAUUCAUUUCCUGGGCGCAAUGUUUAAAUCACUGGUGGGUGACAGGGAAAGAGAUAAAAGAGCAGCUGUUGCAUCUCCUGUGGUUGCUUAGGAAGAUGCCAUCUUGAGAAGGGUGAUGGGUUUAGUGAAAAUGGAAGAAGGAACCAGGGAGUCACACUGAGAAUGGUUCCUUCAGAAUAAUGAAAGGGGAAGGGAGGGUAUCACAAUGAAGAUUCAGGAAAUUAUUCUUUGAAUUCUUUGAAUGUAUAGGCCAGGAAGCUUUUAGGUGCUCCUUGUUGUGAUUGGUUGGAGAUGGGUUAAAAGCAGAUAGCUGACAAACUAUAGUGCAAUAUUUUAAAUGGCAAACACCUUGCUUUUGGCCCUGGGAGCAUUUUUGAGAUACUUAUCUAAUUGUAAUGGACCCCUGGGAAUAUCUUCAGAUUGAGCCAUUUACUUUCUGUAAGCAUGAUUGUUUUUGCUGAACUGCAUUGAAAUAAAUAAAAGUAUGGCUGGAGAACUGUUCAUUGCAGAUUGUUGCCCUGAUUCAAAUGAGUACUGAGUUGACUCGUCCUCUAAAUGUUAGUGUUUUGUGGUACAUUUGAUAUUUACAGAAAGUCUGGAAGAGCCAAAGGCUCCAUUGAGAUUACAACAAAACCCAGUAUGGUAAAGAUCUCUGGAUGGAUUCCCCAGGGCACUAGUUCCACUCUUCAUAGGGAGUUGGUAUUAUUAAAAUCACUUGUGAAUUUGCACCUAAUGCUACUAAAUUCAACAGUGUGACAAUUAUUAGAAUCCAAAUUUGUUUCAAUAACAAAGUCCUGAUGAAUCCUCAUAACACUAUCGAGACUCUAAAUCAGUAGUUAUAUCUCAUUAAAUGACCUAUUCAAAAGUCUAUUAAUGUUGAUUGUUAAAAAAUUAUUUAUGUUUUGUUUCUUGGGAUGAUAAUGACAUUCAUGCUUUCCAACCUGAUUUUAAUGUCAAGCUCACUAUUGCAGUUGAAAGAUAAAAGUUUAAGGCAAAUUUGACCAUCCUUUUGCUAUAACAAUUGUGCUUGGGAUUUAGCUCUGGCAAGGAAUUUUGCUGUAAAUAUGACAUACCUGCAGCAUUUAAGUUGUCUCCCCUGCAAACUCUGUCAGUAUACCCUCUAUAUACUACCAGAGAGAAGGCAAUUCUAGAUUUAGUGUUGUGCAAUGAACCGGAUUUGAUCAGGGACCUCGAGAUAAAGGAACCAUUAGGAGGUAGUGACCAUAAUAUGAUAUGUUUUAACCUACAAUUUGAAAAGGAGAAGGGAAAAUUGGAUGUGUCAGUAUUACAGUUGAACAAAGGGAACUAUGGAGCUAUGAGGGAGGAGCUGGCCAAAGUUCAAUGGAACAAUACCCUCGCAGGGAAGACAGUGGAACAAAAAUGGCAGGUAUUUCUGGGAAUAAUGCAAAAGGUGCAGGAUCGGUUCAUUCCAAAGAGGAAGAAAGAUCUUAAGGGGAGUAAGGGGUGGCCAUGGCUGAUGAGGGAAGUAAAGGGCAGUAUAAAAAUAAAAGAGAAGAAGUAUAACGUAGCAAAGAUGAGUGGGAAACCGGAGGACUGGGAAGCUUUUAAAGAGCAACAGAAGAUAACAAAAAAGGCAAUACGCCAAGAAAAAAAAUGAGGUACAAAGGUAAACUAGUCAAGGAUAUAAAGGAGGAUAGUAAAAGCUGCUUUAGGUAUGUGAAUAGCAAAAAAAUAGUUAAGACCAAAAUUGGGCCAUUGAAGACAGAAACGGGUGAAUUUAUUAUGGGGAACAAGGAAAUGGCAGAUUAGUUGAACAAGUACUUUGGAUCUGUCUUCACUAGGGAAGACACAAUCAAUCUCCCAGAUGUAAUAGUGGUCAAAGGAACUAGGGUAAAGGAUGAACUGAAGGAAAUUUAUAUUAGGCAAGAAAUGGUGUUGGAUAGAUGGAGUCUGAAGGCUGAUAAGUCCCCGGGACCUGAUGGUCUGCAUCCCAGGGUACUUAAAGAGGUGGCUAUAGAAAUCGUGGAUGCAUUAGUAGUCAUUUUCUAAUGUUCUAUAGAUUCAGGAACAGUUCCUGCUGAUUGGAGGGUGGCUAAUGUUGUCCCACUUUUCAAGAAAGGAGGGAGAGAGAAAACAGGGAAAUAUAAACUGGUUAGCCUGAUGUCAGUGGUGGGAAAGAUGCUGGAGUCAAUUAUAAAAGAGGAAAUUACGACACAUUUGGAUAGCAGUAGAAGGAUCAAAUUACGACACAUUUGGAUAGCAGUAGAAGGAUCAGUCCGAGUCAGCAUGGAUUUAUGAAGGGAAAAUGCUUGACUCAUCUUCUGGAGUUUUUUGAGGAUGUAAAUAUGAAAAUGGACAAGGGAGAGCCAGUGGAUGUAGUGUACCUGGACUUCCAGAAAGCUUUUGAUAAAGUCCUACAUAGGAGAUUAAUGAGCAAAAUUAGGGCACAUGGUAUUGGGGGCAGAGUACUGACAUGGAUUGAAAAUUGGCUGGCUGACAGGAAACAAAGAGUAGUGAUUAACAGGUCCCUUUCAGAAUGGCAGGCUGUGACCAGUGGGGUACCGCAAGGUUCAGUGCUGGGACCGCAGCUGUUUACAAUAUACAUUAAUGAUUCAGAUGAAGGGAUUAAAAGUAACAUCAGCAAAUUUGCUGAUGACACAAAGCUGGGUGGCAGUGUGAAAUGUCAGGAGAAUGUUAUGAGAAUGCAGGGUGACUUGGACAGGUUGGGUGAGUGGGCAAAUGUAUGGCAGAUGCAGUUUAAUGUGGAUAAAUGUGAGGUUAUCCACUUUGGUGGCAAGAACAGGAAGGCAGAUUACUAUCUAAAUGGAGUCAAGUUAGGAAAAGGGGAAGUACAAUGAGAUCUAGGUGUUCUUGUACAUCAGUCAAUGAAAGCAAGCUUGCAGGUAUAGCAGGCAAUGAAGAAAGCUAAUGGCAUGCUGACUUUUAUAACAAGAAGAAUUGAGUAUAGGAGUAAAGAGGUCCUUCUGCAGCUGUACAGGGCCCUGGUGAGACCGCACCUGGAGUAUUGUGUGCAGUUUUGGUCUCCAAAUUUGAGGAAGGACGUUCUUGCUAUUGAGGGAGUGCAGCGUAGGUUCUCAAGGUUAAUUCCCGGAAUGGCAGGACUGUCACAUGUUGAAAGAUUGGAGCGACUGGGCUUGUAUACACUAGAAUUUAGAAGGAUGAGAGGGGAUCUGAUUGAAACAUAUAAGAUUGGACACGCUGGAGUCAGGAAGCAUGCUCCCGCUGAUGGGUGAGUCCAGAACUAAAGGCCACAGUUUAAGAAUAAGGGGUAGCCCAUUUAGAACAGAGAUGCGGAAAAACUUUUUCACCCAGAGAGUGGUGGAUAUGUGGAAUGCUCUGCCCCAGAAGGCAGUGGAGGCCAAGUCUCUGGUUCCAUUCAAGAGAGAGUUAGAUAGAGCUCUUAUAGAUAGCGGGGUCAAGGGAUAUGGGGAGAGGGCAGGAACUGGGUACCGAUUGUGUAUGAUCAGCCAUGAUCACAGUGAAUGGUGGUGCUGGCUAGAAGGGCCAAUUGGCCUACUCCUGCACCUACUGUCUAUUGUCUAUAUCUGUCUUCAUGUACUUAUCUAGGUUCCCUUGAAUACUUUUCUGAUGUUUAAAUCAACUACUCCUUAUAAAAAGGUAUUAUAAAUUUUAACCAUUGCUUAAGUAAAGCUGUUAGACUUGAAUUUUUAUCAUACUCCUAAUAAUGGCUUCUCCAAGACGGAACUGCUUUCUCUGCAUGUGCCGCAUGAGAUCCAUCCACAAUCUCAAACACUCCAUGAGGUCAUUGUUCAGCCUUUUCUAUCUUGGAGAAAAGUACUUCAAUUUGGUGUUUUUCCCUGAUUGAUAUUACUUCUCUAUCUGGCAUUGGCUUGUAAAUGAAUAUUAAAUCUAUUUAAUCCAAUCUGCUGUAGCAUUGAUACGAAGGCAGUGGAAUGCACAAUCAGUUAUGAAAAGAAUCUGUGAUGAAAUAAUGCUUUGUACCGAGUGCUGCAUGAAAAUGACACUAGCUUUGCAAAUUGCAUUUGAACAUUGAUGCUGUAUUGUGCAAUGCUAUAUAUAACCUGGAAUCUGUUUGAGUGUGCACUCAUUGCUGCAGGUUUCCCAGAGAGACACUCCAAACUAGGAGAACAUGCUCUGGGUUUCAUUUUGGAACAUGAUGUUGGGAACUGAAAUUAAAUUAGACACAAUACAGAAUAACGACAGCUCACGUUAUGAAAAGGUAAUACAAUGCAACAUUGUGCAAUAAAAGAAGUUAUUGUCAAAGGGUUAUCUAUGUUAUAUUUAGUACCAUAGAAGACAUUUGCAUUAAAUGAACACACUAUCUGUGCUAUCACAUAUACCAACGUAAUCCAUGCUUAAAAAGAAUAUUCCUCUUUUUUGACUCUAUUUAUGACAACUUUAGGUUGAAAAUAACUUUCAACUAUCUCUCCAGACAGUAA
Messenger RNA from Hypanus sabinus (Atlantic stingray), 8075 nucleotides. RefSeq names its product potassium voltage-gated channel subfamily G member 1-like. Gene Ontology annotation, biological process: potassium ion transmembrane transport; regulation of delayed rectifier potassium channel activity; protein homooligomerization. The record is from RefSeq and is a predicted model, not a curated record. Gene Ontology annotation, molecular function: protein binding; delayed rectifier potassium channel activity. The transcript is spliced from 3 exons. NCBI's taxonomy places the organism in Eukaryota, Metazoa, Chordata, Chondrichthyes, Myliobatiformes, Dasyatidae. Bases 232 to 1701 code for a protein of 489 amino acids. Gene Ontology annotation, cellular component: voltage-gated potassium channel complex; membrane.